AUGGAGAGUGUGCCUUUGACAUUGGCGCAUACUCAUGCGCGAAAUGCUAUGUUUGAGACUCGAAAGUCGAAUCCAGUUGCUGCGAGUGAGGAACAUGAUUUGGCAGCGGGUGAAUUCGCAACUGCGUCUCAACACUGCUUAGACGCUUAUGCCCUACGAACUUUGAAACUACUUGAAGAAGAACACAAAAGACUCGCCAUACUUCUACGGUCCCAACACGAACAUCCCGCUAGUGUCUCAUCGCCGGAACCGUCCACAGCAGCUCCUGACCAAUCUCGUAAUAAGGAGCCUCAGGCCGACGUCAACACCCCAUCAAAGGCGAAUCCAAUAAGUAGUUCAAUAUCUGCAGCUACAAAUGAUUCAUUACAGCAGCCACCGAGGCUUCCUGGACACCAUCGCCAGUUACAAAGAGACUCCUCCUCCAUCGCCAGUAACCUAGCAUCUGCUCGAGGCAUACCCGCGUAUCCUCGACGAGCUUCUCCCGCUUCGGCAACUCUUUCCGCCCAGCCUGCUGGAGGCCAGUUGUCGGAUUCGCCAUCUCGAGCCAAGACAAGCGAAGGAAGGCUACGCGAACGAGCAAGUAAAUUAUCAAGCGCGCCGAGACAAUCAUGGGCAUCUCCAUCCAUCAGCCCAACUGAGAUCACAUCGCGGCAGGUUGUUCCGGCAGGUGCGCACGAACCAGAGCAAAAUCGGGGACGUUUUUCUACGACCGACGAAACGUUUCAAAAGUUUUACUCGAGCUUUGAAGGGCUGAUUUCCAAGCUUUCUGCACCUCUAGCAUUCGCGGGUCUGCCUUUGGGUGCUGAUACUUCCGAUCCCGCUAAGCAAAAGUCUCCUGCGGAAACGAAGAUUGACCGUCAUAAUGCAACUUCGCAACGUCCGACUGCAUCUGCCGAGCCAGAUAUCAACAGUCUGUUCUCGCGUGCUGCUUUGAGGGCUAUACGAGAGGCAAACGGAGGCAUGCCUAGCAGCGGCGCAGAGUCCUUCUAUGUUGUACCUACAACAGGCGGUACUGUUUCCUAUGCCGGCAUCCUGUCUCGAGCAGAGAAAGAUACUCGACGUGGCAGUGUUGAUGAUGGGGACGAAGACUUCGUAGAUGCAAGAGAAACUCCGUCCUCGCCAGAGUUGCGACAAAGCUUGUCCGGUAGCCGAGCGAGAUUGGCGCGUGGAGGUUCAGAGAAAGGCACCAAGACAAUGGAAGAGUUGCGCUUGGAAAAUGAAGCCUUGAAGCAAUUAUCUGACCAACUUUCCAAGCGUCUCCACAUGUGGGAAGUGAACGCUCAAUCGUCAUCCAUGGCUCUUCAGCAGUCUUUAAAAGCAAUGCACCACCAACAUAACACUUCGUCCCCAACAGCAUCAUCGGCGAUGCCACUGCCUAUGCCACACCCGUCAAAUGAUGUGCCUUCAACAGUAGACAACCACGAAAAGCGUAUCAGAGAGCUUGAGGAACUCAUUCAACGCUCCGAGAAGGAACGCGAGAAGGUCGUUCGCGAGAACGAAAAGCUCAAGUCUGUGCUGGGCAGAUACCGCGACAGAUGGGAGAAACUGAAAGAGGGAGCCAAAACCAGGAGAAAUGCAGCCGGAUCCUCUUCUGCGGCUGCUAUGGAUAGUCCGGUCACAACGCCAACGUUGCAACAAGGCGACGAACAGGAAUCAUCAGGAGGCCCAGACGAACGAAAUCAUUCAAGUGGAAAUGACGAGGAUGCUGCUUGA
Talaromyces amestolkiae is the source of this 1713-nucleotide messenger RNA. RefSeq lists its product as uncharacterized. The coding region runs from base 1 to 1713 and encodes 570 amino acids. The transcript is spliced from 3 exons. The record is from RefSeq and is a predicted model, not a curated record. Lineage: Eukaryota; Fungi; Ascomycota; Eurotiomycetes; Eurotiales; Trichocomaceae.